UGCCGUUUGUGCAGCCUAUUUAAGGCCCAGUCUGGGCCUGGCCUUCAGUCAGUUAUCCUUUGGCUUAGCACACACGCACAACAUGUUGACGAACAACGAGCUCAUCGAGCACUUCUACUACAGCGCCGAUAGUCUGGAGGCCGACUCCUCGGAGACCAUGCUCGGCCAGGACAACUUGCAGCAGCAGCUGGAGCAGUUCAUGAAUCAGCAGGAGGACAGAGACUUUAGCGGCAGCGCGGACAGCUUAUCCGAUGGCACCAAUAGCUGCUCUCUGGAGCUGUACUACGAUACACCAGCCGUGCUGGAGUUGGAGCAAAUGCUCAGCGCUCAAACCCAACAGCAGCACAAGCAGCUGCAACGCCAACAGCAACAACAACAGCAACUGCAGCAGCAACAACAACAGAUUCAACAGCAAUUGUCUGUUGGUGCCAGCAAAUACCAGACAAAGGCAGCCAAAUAUUGGCAAAAGACAGCACGCAGCAGACCCUAUGACUACCAUCAUGCCUAUCCGAGUGCCUCAUAUGAGGAGGAGCCGGAGGAGCACGAGAGCUGCGGCAAAGAUGUCCUGCGCAAGCGCCGGCUGGCGGCCAAUGCACGCGAACGUCGCCGCAUGAACAGCCUCAAUGAUGCCUUCGACAAGCUGAGGGAUGUGGUGCCAUCUCUGGGUCACGAUCGACGACUCUCCAAGUACGAAACAUUGCAAAUGGCGCAGGCGUACAUUGGGGAUCUGCUCACGCUGCUAGCCAGAGACUACUGAGCGGGCGGGGGCCGGUGGGGGGCAUCAAUGCAACCGGGGCGUGUUGCUGCAACACUUGAUCCUAGUGUCAACUUUUAAAGGCUGUUAAUUCCUAAAUUUAGCUGAUAGACUUUUGUAAAUAAGUUAGGAUUUUUAAAGCGUUUAUUAAA
Drosophila arizonae is the source of this 906-nucleotide messenger RNA. RefSeq names its product absent MD neurons and olfactory sensilla (gene amos). Gene Ontology annotation, cellular component: nucleus. Gene Ontology annotation, molecular function: DNA-binding transcription factor activity, RNA polymerase II-specific; E-box binding; protein dimerization activity. NCBI's taxonomy places the organism in Eukaryota, Metazoa, Arthropoda, Insecta, Diptera, Drosophilidae. Gene Ontology annotation, biological process: positive regulation of transcription by RNA polymerase II; sensory organ development; axon development. The record is from RefSeq and is a predicted model, not a curated record.